Miscanthus lutarioriparius is the source of this 1335-nucleotide messenger RNA. NCBI's taxonomy places the organism in Eukaryota, Viridiplantae, Streptophyta, Magnoliopsida, Poales, Poaceae. The record is from the annotation of a GenBank genome assembly.
AUGGCUGCGGCACGUCGUCCCCCUGCUGUCUACGUACUCAACCACGACUUGCUCGUGGGCAUCAGCCAUGCCGGCAAGGGAGGCGAAGGGUGGGCUGAUCCCAACGUGAAUGUUGGCAACGGCAAACUUACCGGCAAGGCAGAGGAAGGGUGGACUAACGUCGAGAUCGCUCGCAGGGAGGCUUACGGAUGCGGGCACAACAUGCGGCAGGCGCUGAAUGGCCUCAGUCUCUGCGUGCGCCUCGGCGACGACCCGCUUGUCACCUCCACAUUGACAUUGGGCAUCCGCAUCAGCCGCGAUGCGCGUGAGAGAUUCAUCUCGGAGCUUGGGCUCGCCUCCCUCGACGAGGAGGAGGAGGAGGAGGCGCCUGCCGUGGUCCGCAUCAUGAUGCUGGAGCAGGACCUUUUGAUCAUCGUCCUGUUGCUCGAGCGCAACUUUCGCAGGCUGUCCUACUACCUCGUGUACGACCGCAGCGACGCAUCCCUCUCCAUGGUGAGCUGUGUGCCAGAUUCCCUCAAAGUCAUCGCUAUGUUUAGGCCCUUCCCCAAGCGCACCUCCGACGGCGCUUACGAGCUGUUCUUCUUGGCUUGUGAGCGUGAUGAUGGCCGGCUGCCCCUGGCUUCGGACACGGAUCCGCCGACCUUUCUCUGCGUGUUCUCUCCGGUGACUGGGACGAACCGAACCUGUGCGUGGGAGAUAAGGAGGACACUGAGGUGGAACGUGCCGGUUAGCGUCUUCGAAAGAUUCAGGAUGGACGCGACCUUCUCUUUUCAAGGCAAGGGCUUCUGGGCCGAUCUCUCGCAAGUCCUCAUCUACUGCGACCUGCACACCGCCAGUGACGACUCUGCCGUGGAUUUCGGCUGCAUCGACUUGCCUGGCGAGUGCCAGCUUAACUUGAAGGAGAUGUUGGACUGCCCUCUGCCGAUGAAGAAGGUGACCCGGACCAUAGCCUGCGUCGGGGACUCCAUCUGCUUCGUCUGCAUUCAUCGCGGCAAGCACCAUGCUGAUGACUCGGUGACGAUGUGGACUUUGGAACUGCCUGGGGGGCAGUGGAAGAACGAGGCAAGGUUUCCUGUCAGAGAGCUCUGGAGGCCGGUUCGACAGCUUCAAGGAGGCGGGGUUGCCGGAGGCGAAGCAAUGACCGAGUCAGGGAGCAUGAUGACAGGCGUCAAGGCAAAAGUCGCGCGUCUUCUGCUGGAUCCGAGUUUGUUGAGACCGUAUAUAGACACUCUAAAAAUUCUUCAACCACUAUUGUAUGGUGGCCGGGAGCAAUCAGAAAUUGGUCCGACUGCACUAGCAAUAAAGAAAAAAAAUACAGAACUACACUACAAAUGA